AGCUAUGAUUUUGCUGACCACUGCGAGCCAAAUUGCUGUUUUCCUGCCUUCAAAUGGUUUAGUUUAACAGUCGGCACUCCGAGAUUAAAGGUUUGUUCGCUAUCAUCGCGUAAGUUUGCGAUACUCUGGCGAGUUUCUUUUUCGAAAAUUAGAAUAAAAUUGGAUUCGAAAAUGGUUUCUCUGAAAUUGGCUGGAUUUUUAAUGAUUGCAUUGGCGUAUGCAUCAGCAGUACACGGCGACGAUGAAGUACUCGAUGUAAUAAAAGAAGUAAAAAAGCCAAUUCUAAAUCAGACCAAACAAAUAAUCGAAACGCAAACUGAAAAAAAAGGAUUAUUCGAUUCGUUCAAAGAGAAAGUAUCAGGAUACUACGACACAGCCGUGCAAAAAAGUAAAGAAGCCUUUGAAGCAACCGCAGACGCUGUAUCAGACGGAUACAAUAAAUUGAAAGAUUCUUUUGUAGAUAAAAACACCGAAAGUCCAAAAACUACGAUAACUACGAUUGGCGAGGGCCAGAUUUAAUUUAUUAUAAAAGUGAUUCUUUUUUUUUUUCAUCAUUAUUUAUACCACUUUUUUAUGAUUUUGUUUUCGUUUGUAAAUAGUACAUACAUACAAAAUGUGUGUGGCAUUUAUUUAUUUUAUGGUUUAAAUAUAUUUUGGAAUUAAAUGUGUUUUUGUAAACGUG
Planococcus citri (citrus mealybug) is the source of this 682-nucleotide messenger RNA. RefSeq lists its product as uncharacterized. The transcript has 2 exons. The coding region runs from base 172 to 519 and encodes 115 amino acids. Lineage: Eukaryota; Metazoa; Arthropoda; Insecta; Hemiptera; Pseudococcidae. The record is from RefSeq and is a predicted model, not a curated record.